Monoraphidium neglectum is the source of this 1068-nucleotide messenger RNA. RefSeq lists its product as hypothetical. NCBI's taxonomy places the organism in Eukaryota, Viridiplantae, Chlorophyta, Chlorophyceae, Sphaeropleales, Selenastraceae. The transcript has 5 exons. Gene Ontology annotation, molecular function: serine-type endopeptidase activity. The record is from RefSeq and is a predicted model, not a curated record. Gene Ontology annotation, biological process: proteolysis. The coding region runs from base 1 to 1068 and encodes 355 amino acids.
AUGGACUUCCGCACUGUGCGGGUGCUGCCUGGAGAGGGGCUGGUGUAUGCCUCGUCCGAGCCCUUCCGUGUCUCCGCCAAGGAUGACGCCGUGUCAAUGGUGAUGCCCUCGCGGCCAGGGUCAAGCCCCAGCAACCCCAGCAGCGGCGACAGCAGCAGCGGCAGCGGUGGCGGCGGCGGUGGCGGCGGCGGCGGUGGCGGCCGCAGCGCGAGCGCGGCAUCAAGCGCCGCCACACCGCAGGCAGAUGGGUUGACGGCCGCAGGCGGUGCAACCAUCGUGCUGGACAUGCCCGGCUGGCGGCGCGUCACCCAGGCGGCGCCCGGCCUGCCCCUGACAGCCAUAGGGAUGAUCAGCGGCUACUGGAGCGUCUCGGGGGCGCUGCUGUGCACGGGAACGCUGAUAGGCCGGCACGCCGUGGUCACGGCAGCGCACUGCGUCUACAGCCGGGCGGACAAGGCGUCCCUCUACGCCGCCGACUUCAUCCCCCACUCCUACUGCAACUCCACCGCGCCCUGCGCCGGCGAGUUCGUUCGGCCCUUCGGCUCCUCUCCGGUCUACUCAUACGACUUUUUGACCGGCUGGCGCACCAGAUCGCUGGGCGGCGCGUGGUCCUCAGACAUGGCUGUCAUCACGCUGUCCAAGGAUAUGGGCGGCGCUGCGGGGACGAUGGGGUUUGCGUACAGCAAGAAGGGCUUCGCCGGGCCGGUCGGCGCGGCCGGGUACCCAGCGGAGCUCUUUGGCGAGUCGACCAUAAACGGUGACCUGUACACGCUUGCCGGGAACUGCAGCGUCAAAGACACCUCCGGCUCCAACAGCCGCCUCGACUUCCGAAUGUGGCCCACCCCGAAGCGCAACCCCUGCUUCACCGGCUGCGCCAUCAGCCACGGCGGCCAGAGCGGGCAGCCCGCGUUUUCCCGGGAUGCGGACGGCUCUUACGUAAUCCACGGCGUCCUGUCGCGGGGGCCGCCGCAGACCAAGUGCCGCGGCUAUGACAUCUACACCCAGAUCAGCCCCGAGACCUUCAAGUUGUUGUCAAAGUACGUUAACUGGUCGCCUCCCACCAACUGA